Molecule: messenger RNA, 2345 nt
Organism: Symphalangus syndactylus (siamang)
Lineage: Eukaryota; Metazoa; Chordata; Mammalia; Primates; Hylobatidae
Source: RefSeq, a predicted model, not a curated record
GAGAAGCGCUAGGAAAAGGAAGAGAAGGAGCUCGAGCGGGAGGCAAGCGAGAGGCUCUUUUGCUCCUCCCAAAGCAGGGGGCGGCUCCACUGUGCUCCUGAUGACCCCGCUGCCGCCGCCGUCGCCGCCCUGCAACCGCUCCCCGGGACCCGUCAGCGCUGACACUGAUGACCCGCGGCGGGGGCGCUGGGCACGGGGUGCGCAGGCCACUGGCCGCGGGCUCUCGGGCCCUCUCCUGCCGCCGGCUUCCUCUGCUUCCGCGUGCCAUGGACACUGCCAGAAUUUGUCAAAGGUCCUAGGAAGAAAAGGCCCUUUUGCCCCUCCCCUCAGUGAACAGAUGGUGUGUUUGGACUGUUGGCAUUUGCUCCUCGUAGGGACAAAUGAAUCUCUUCCCACUCUAUGGGAUUUCCCUUGAUUUUUAUAUUGGGAGUAAAAAGAUGAAGCAUGAGAUUCUUCAGCUGCAUCUCAAACUGCAUCUAAACCCAGCACAUCUCUCUCAAUCUUUGAUUAGGCCUGUUCAUCUAAAAGAGAGACACAGGAAAAAUGGAAAUGGGACUUUGGAAGAAGAAUGACCAUCCACAUUCCUAUCACAGCCUGAGAUUUCCUGCCUGAUUGAGAUUUUCAGUAGAUGGCCCUAGGUCUAGUUUCCCACUUUGGACCUGUUGCCCUUGGCUCCAAUAGAGGACUUCCAAGUAACUAGGAAGAUUUCACCUCUCUUUUGAAACAUAAUGGACAAAUGUGUUUCUUUAGGAUGAGGGGUGCACCUGGCUAGAGUCAAUCUUUAUUUUCCUAAAAUAACCAGGAUGAAAACUCAAAAUAAAAAGAAAUACCUCAUGGGCAAAACUCUCCCAAUACAACUAAUAUAGACACUCAACAUGGUUUCGUAGAAACUGACCCCUCUCCCAAAUCUUAUGUUUGUCAGAACUGCAUGCCUAUUUCAAUCAAAGAAAAGUGAUCUGAUCUCUUCAGAUGAAGGUGGGACUUGGAGAUGCUGCUGCCUAGAGUUAACUUGCCAGAGAAAGGAUAAGCAUUUGGGAAGUGCCGGGAUGGGGUAUCAGCUGAGCAAUGGCAGGUUCCCUUCUGCCAGUGGGCUGGCUCAGGGAGUAAACCUCCCCAGAAAGAAUUUUGUUUCUCUCUAGAAUCAAAGUGGGCAAAAUGAUCACCUUAUUUGCCUGGAGUGAACCAGGUUGAAACUGAGAAGGCAGACAUGGGUGUUAAGCCAGAUGAAGUCAUAUAUUAUAACUAAACUAUGUACCUGUAGCUUGCCUGGUAGUUUAAAUUGCACCAAGUAGUUUACUCAUUCUCUCUAAACAGGUCAUAAUAAGUGUUAGUCUGUGAUCCACUAUGGAGAGAGAUUUCUGGAAAGAAUAGAGGCAGUGGUAGAGGGUCCAAGGUUGUUAUUUAAAGAGAUGAAUGUGGGCCAGGUGCCGUGGUUCACACCUGUAAUCCCAGCAUUUUGGGAGGCAGAGGCAGGAGGAUUGCUUAAGGCCAGAGUCCAAGACCAACCUGGCCAAUAUAGUGAGACCUCACAUCUCUACAAAAGAUAGAAAAACUUAGCCAGGCAUGGUGGCAGGUGCUAUAGUCCUUGCCACCAUGGGACUACAGCUCCUGUAGUCCCAGCUACUCAGGAGCUGAGGUGGAAGGAUGGCUUGAGCCCAGAAGUUCGAGGUUGCAGUGAGCCAUGAUCAUGCCACUGCACUCUUUCCUGGGUGACAGAGCGAGACCUGACUCAAUAAUAAUAAUAAUAAUAAUGCAACACAAACUAUCUUUUACCUCUUGAACAAUGAAUACAGUUGCCAUGACUACAUCUGUUUGUUGGUGACCAGGGAGGUUGCCAGUGAGGAUUCAGGGUGGAAGUAGCCGAGUACCCAAUACCUAUUGUGAGAUGUGGCCUGGGGAGCCCUGAGAUUUCCUGGCCAGGCUCACUCACUACCCAGACACCCCCUUUCUGCAUGGCAAGUCCCUCAGCCCCUCCAAGGCUCAAUUCUCAGUCAUCGGAGUAAUCCACAUCCUCCAUCUUGAGUUAUUCCUCACAAGGCCUGUAAGUUUUCCUAAAAGGAAGGGAAGACAGGGUUGAACCCACACAAUUCUAGAAUCUAGAAUUUGGAGGAUUUCUAAACCUCUUCUGUAAGUCAGCCCUUGAGAACGUGUAGAUUUUCUCAUCAUUUGCAGCAUGAGAGUCUGGAGUAGACUGUUUGGAUUUGACUCUUGGUUCCUUGGGCAAGCUACUUAACCUCUCAGCUGUGUGUCAGUUUCCUUAUCUAAAAAGUGUGGUUAAUAAUAACUGACCUCUCAGAGGUAUUGAGAGGUUACUGUGAUGAUUAAAUUAGUUGAUUCACAUAAAA